Messenger RNA from Cucurbitaria berberidis CBS 394.84, 1217 nucleotides. RefSeq lists its product as uncharacterized. Gene Ontology annotation, cellular component: mitochondrion; membrane. The record is from RefSeq and is a predicted model, not a curated record. The transcript is spliced from 3 exons. NCBI's taxonomy places the organism in Eukaryota, Fungi, Ascomycota, Dothideomycetes, Pleosporales, Cucurbitariaceae. Gene Ontology annotation, biological process: mitochondrion organization. The coding region runs from base 164 to 1099 and encodes 311 amino acids.
AGCAAUGCGGAGUUCCUCUCCGCCCUUGCCUCUGCGUCGGUGUUUGUGAUUCGCCGACACCAUUUUCUCAUCAUCGUCGACCUCAUCACCAGAGCGCCGUCCGCCAUCGCCGCCUGCACGCCUCCCAAACCCCACGUCAAUAUUCUGCACAUAUACCGCCGUAAUGUCUGCUCCAGACCCCAAAGAAGCGUGGCAGCGCAUCCAGAACGAACUCACACGACGAAGCGCUCGAUUCGGUGGAAGCGGAGGUGGUCCGCCCAAGGGCCUCUUCGGAGGUAUUGGAGGCCUGGUACUCGUUGGUGGAGGUAUAUGGCUGGCGAACAAUGCGCUAUUCAACGUUGACGGUGGCCACCGCGCAAUCAAGUACACCAGAGUAGGAGGCGUCCAGAAGGAAAUCUACAACGAAGGAACGCAUUUCCGAGUUCCCUGGUUCGAAACUCCCAUCACGUACGAUGUGCGCGCCAAACCACGAAAUGUUGCUUCUCUUACCGGCACCAAGGACUUGCAGAUGGUCAACAUAACCUGUCGUGUGCUGUCAAGGCCGCGGGUCGACGCGCUGCCACAGAUCUACAGGACAUUGGGAACAGACUACGAUGAGAGGGUGCUGCCUUCAAUUGUCAACGAGGUGUUGAAGAGCGUGGUAGCGCAGUUCAAUGCCAGUCAGUUGAUCACGCAACGUGAGAAUGUUAGUAGGCUGGUGCGGGACAACUUGGUGAGAAGAGCGGCGAGGUUCAACAUCAUGCUGGACGAUGUCUCUCUGACGCACCUCGCCUUCUCCCCCGAAUUCACCGCCGCUGUCGAAGCCAAGCAAGUCGCCCAACAAGAAGCCCAACGCGCUGCCUUCGUCGUCGACAAGGCCCGCCAGGAGAAGCAAGCCACCGUCGUCCGCGCCCAGGGUGAGGCCCGCUCUGCUGAGCUCAUUGGUGACGCCAUCAAGAAGAGCAGAUCGUAUGUUGACCUGAGGGAGUUUGAGAACGCGAGGAAUAUUGCGCAGAUUCUGCAGCAGAGCAGCAAUAAGGUGUAUCUCGAUAGCAAGGGCUUGGGACUUGAUAUCAGUCAGACCACAGCGGACAAGGAGCAGAGGGCAAGCAGGAAGUAGGUGGAGAAGCCUGAAGUGGCGAAAGUGUGAGAGGGUGAGAAGACAACGAGCAUUCUGUAUAAUUACGUUUGGGAAAAGCGAGGUGCAAAUGUGCAGUACGUAGCUUUCCACUCAUGUC